Trichoplax adhaerens is the source of this 567-nucleotide messenger RNA. RefSeq lists its product as uncharacterized. Lineage: Eukaryota; Metazoa; Placozoa; Uniplacotomia; Trichoplacea; Trichoplacidae. The transcript is spliced from 7 exons. Gene Ontology annotation, biological process: purine nucleotide metabolic process. Bases 1 to 567 code for a protein of 188 amino acids. The record is from RefSeq and is a predicted model, not a curated record. Gene Ontology annotation, molecular function: GMP kinase activity. Gene Ontology annotation, cellular component: cytosol.
AUGGCACUACGAUCGAUUGCUUUUUGUGGCCCUUCUGGAAGCGGAAAAAGUACCUUAAUUAAGAUGCUACUCAAAGACUAUCCUUAUUAUUUCGGCUUAAGCAUAUCACAUACUACGCGUAAACCUCGACAAGGCGAGCAAAACGGCAGGGAAUAUUAUUUUACCCAACGUGAUGAAAUGACUAGACGUAUUAAAAAUGGAGAAUUUAUUGAGAGUGCAGAAUAUUCGGGCAAUCUGUAUGGUACAAGCAAAAAAGCUGUCCAAGAUGUAACCAAUAGUGGAAAAGUGUGUCUAUUGGAUAUCGAUGUCCAGGGAAUAAAAAUACUUAAAAAAACCGAUCUACCAGUAACUUAUAUAUUCAUUAAGUCACCAAAUCAGGCAGAAUUGGAGAAACGACUUAGAAAUCGUGCGACAGAAACUGAGGAAAGUCUACAGAAGCGAUUAAAAACUGCAAUUAUUGAAAUGGAAUUUGGAGAAUCACCAGGAGUCUUUGAUCAUAUUAUCAUUAAUGAUCACUUGCCAGAUGCUUAUAGUAACCUUAAAGCAGCAAUUACGACGGUACUAUAG